AUGAUCCUCACCAGUUUAUCAGGAGUAAGAACACACCAACCAAACAUUAGUACUGUGACUACAGAUAUAGCAGCAAAAAUUAAUGGUACAAAGAAAAAAUUACGUCAGAUGUUUACUGAUAUCAUUGAACUACGGAGGAAGCUCUUCAAACUGCCUAACUCUAAUUAUCCAGUUUCAAUAUUACCGGAAUACUCUGUACCUUUUGUAAUAUACCUCCUGGCACACAAUCCAUCAUUCAGUCGGAUCAAUCACAAAUCACUUCUAACCUGCAGAGAUUGUCUAUUGUUCUAUAUUGAGCCUCUAAUAUCUAAAGCUGAUAAUUACUUGUUCCUUGGUAAGAUGUUUGAGCUGAUCAAGCAAUACGUUGAUGCACAAUCUCCCGAUGAUCUUGAAAUCAAUAAG
Molecule: messenger RNA, 402 nt
Organism: Amphimedon queenslandica
Lineage: Eukaryota; Metazoa; Porifera; Demospongiae; Haplosclerida; Niphatidae
Product: sister chromatid cohesion protein PDS5 homolog B-like
Exons: 3
Source: RefSeq, a predicted model, not a curated record